Colletotrichum phormii is the source of this 702-nucleotide messenger RNA. RefSeq lists its product as uncharacterized. The transcript has 2 exons. The coding region runs from base 1 to 702 and encodes 233 amino acids. The record is from RefSeq and is a predicted model, not a curated record. Lineage: Eukaryota; Fungi; Ascomycota; Sordariomycetes; Glomerellales; Glomerellaceae. Gene Ontology annotation, molecular function: RNA binding; metal ion binding.
AUGGCAGCCGUUGCCCCCCGCCCCGAAACAAACCACAUCCUCACCCACGCCGCGACAGCAACCUCCUUCGCCUUCACUCCCUUCCUCCGCCAAACCUACCGCCACGAGCUCUCCUCGGACCGCCCGCAAUGCAAACCCUUCCUCGCAGGCCACUGCCCCUCGGCGCCGCCUCACUGGCUCCGCGGCCUCUGCAAAAAGGGCGAGUCGUGCGAGUUCCUGCACGAGUACAACCUCCGCAAGAUGCCCGAGUGCAACUUCUUCAUGCGCAACGGGUACUGCUCCAACGGCGAGGAGUGUCUGUACCUGCACAUCGAUCCGCAGUCCAAGCUGCCGCCGUGCCCGCACUACGAUAAGGGGUUCUGUCCGCUGGGUCCGCGGUGCAGUAAGAAGCAUGUGCGGAGGAAGCUGUGCGUGUAUUAUCUGGUGGGAUUCUGUCCCGAGGGUCCGCGGUGCAAGUAUGGUGCGCACCCGAGGUGGAGGACGGAUCUGGAGAAGCCGAGCGUCAAGGUGGAGGGCGAGGAAGGGGAGAUUAAGAGGGAUGGGGAGAGGGAGGAGGGCGAGAUGUUUCAGAUGCAUCAGCGGGACAGGCAGCGGGAUAUGCAUGAUGAUCGCGGGCACGGGGGCGAUCGGAGACAUGGCGGUCGUGGGGGUAGGUGGCGCGGCGGAGGGAAUAAGAGAUACCGUGGACGUGGUGGUCACUGA